GCUCAUGAAACAAUUUCAGUCAACAUGGCAUCCUGUACUGAGGUCUUAUCUGCCACUUUCCCGGCCCUUGAUGGGGAAUUAUUUCAAUAUAUUGAGAGUAUCCUUGAACAUCCAGAUGACUUCGACACAAGUGACGACAUCUAUGAUGCUAUUGCAGACAUGCUGUUUGAAGUUGAUAGUGAGAAGUCCGAAGACGAAGUCCGAGAUCUGUGUGACCAGAUGAUGGACUUGCUCAAAGAUGAUGGCGGUGGUGAGAAGGUGAAUGGCCAUCAGGCUCAUCGUCGUGUCCUGGAUGCGCCCGUCCAUCUUGGUGCACUUGCUGAAAACAUGAAAGAGACCGGGCAAAAGACACAGAGUAUAUGGCUGGUCAAGAAAGAGAAGGAAUCGCAAGUUGACAAGAGAAAACUUGAAAAAGCAGACGCCAAAAUCAAACAAAAACAGGACAGGAAAGCUGAGAAGGAGACGUACGCACCAAAAGUGGACCUGGCCAGUCUCAUGGACUCAGCCAGUGCGAGUCAGCAGUCGAAUCGUAAAACAGACCGGAUGGAGUCAGCAGGGACCAAUAAGACAAAAGACAUAAGAAUCGACAAUUUCGAUAUUGCCUUUGGAGAGAAAGUUCUUCUAACUGGCGCAGAUAUCAACCUGUCAUUUGGACGACGAUUUGGUCUGGUUGGCCGAAAUGGAAUGGGAAAAACAACACUCUUGAGGAUGAUUGCCAAUCGGCAGCUUUGGAUCCCAUCUCACAUCUCCGUGCUCCAUGUGGAGCAGGAGGUGGUCGGUGACGACACGUUAGCUACGGAGAGCGUCCUCGAAUGCGAUACGGUACGGUAUUCGUUGUUGAAGGAGGAGAAAGAGAUCACAGCACAGUUGAAUGAGAGCAAUCGAUCGGACAGUCGGCUGAGCAGUCGUUUGGCUGAGAUAUACCAUGAGUUGGAGACAAUAGAAGCAGACAAGGCCCCAGCCAAAGCUUCUACCAUCCUCAAUGGUCUUGGGUUUGAUCCUAACAUGCAGAGAAUGACUACAAAAGAGUUUUCUGGAGGUUGGAGGAUGAGGCUUGCCCUUGCCAGAGCUCUGUUUUCAAAACCAGAUUUACUACUUCUUGAUGAACCUACGAACAUGUUGGACAUGAAAGCCAUUAUCUGGUUAGAAAAUUAUCUCCAGGCCUGGCCCACUACGAUUCUAGUAGUCUCUCACGAUCGCUCAUUCCUCAACUCCAUCUGCACGGAUAUCGUACAUCUGCACUCAAAACGAUUAGACUCGUAUAAGGGUGACUAUGAACAUUUCGUCAAGACGAGAACAGAGAAGUUGAAGAAUCAGAUGAGGGAGUUUGAGGCACAGAAACAGUAUAGAGACCAUAUACAGGUUUUCAUUGAUAGGUUUAGAUACAAUGCAAACAGAGCUUCACAAGUCCAGUCCAAACUAAAAUUAUUAGAAAAAUUACCGGAAUUGAAGCCCAUAGAGAAAGAAUCUGAAACGGUGCUGAAGUUCCCAGAGACAGAGUCAUUGAAUCCACCCAUUCUACAGCUGGAUGAAGUCGAUUUCAAAUAUCCAGGACAGGAACGGUGGAUAUUUAAAAAUGUCUGCGUGUUUGCGGCAAUGGAGUCUAGAAUUUGUAUAGUCGGUGAAAAUGGUGCUGGUAAGACAACUCUAUUGAAGAUCUUGCUUGGAGAGUUAGAAACAGUCAACGGUUUACGACAGUGUCAUCGGAACUUACGGAUAGGCUACUUCAGUCAGCAUCACGUUGAUCAGCUAGAUAUGAACUUGACGUGUGUUGGCCUCAUGGCUUCAAGAUUCCCAGGCCACAACAGUGAACAUUACCGAGGGAUGCUGGGGAAGUUUGGAGUUUCAGGAGAUCUAGCCCUGCAACCUGUGGUCAGCUUAUCAGGAGGGCAGAAAAGUCGAGUAGCAUUUGCAGUCAUGUGUGCCAUGAACCCAAAUUUCUUUAUUCUUGACGAACCUACAAAUCACUUGGAUAUGGAGACCAUCGAAGCUCUCGGCAAUGCUAUCAACAAAUUUAAUGGUGGUGUGAUCCUAGUAUCUCACGAUGAACGGCUUAUACGCGUGAUCUGCAAGGAGUUGUGGGUCUGCUCCAACGGGACAGUGAAAUCUCUGGAGGGAGGCUUUGACGAAUACAAGAAAAUCGUCGAGGCUGAACUUGCUCUCAGUUGAGGAUAUAUGAGUGAACAUUAGAAUGAUCAGCGACAGUUUGUUAUCAGAGUUGUCAAAAGCUCUUGUCGUGCAUACACACCACAUCUUAAUGGAUAUAUUUUGAAAGUUACCAGUCUAGAUCACUGUUUCUCAGUCUUUUGAAAGACGAUCAAAAGAUUAUGCUGUCCUUUGGUGUUUUGGCCAGAAUACACUGUCAUAAAAAACGUAUCUUGAAUUUACCAAUACCUUGUAUUAUUGAGUUGCACAGUGCCCCAACCUGAUCUUGGGUGGAUAGGAUUUAUUCUGUAUAUGAGUCCAGCCUACCCAUUAAAUGUUGAGUCAGUCUGAGAGUAUAGGUUGCACCAGUGUGAGGACUGUCUGGUCACAUAGUAGGGCUAGGCUAUGCGCUUGUGCAAGGAAUGACCUGGCUUGGGGCUUGGAUCUGAAAAUAUGAAAAUAUUUCAUUCUUUCGAUAUAAUGAUGUGAUACUUGUUUGUUUUGUGAGAUAUAAUGAUACAAUAAAUAUUCUUAAAAUUA
Molecule: messenger RNA, 2685 nt
Organism: Lineus longissimus
Lineage: Eukaryota; Metazoa; Nemertea; Pilidiophora; Heteronemertea; Lineidae
Product: ATP-binding cassette sub-family F member 3-like
Exons: 17
Coding region: 25-2169 (714 amino acids)
Molecular function (GO): ATP binding; ATP hydrolysis activity
Source: RefSeq, a predicted model, not a curated record